CGCGACCCAGGCUUCAGUUCACUGUCCGCUAAAAGCAGAGGAGUGUAACGGAUUAAACUGCUACUGAAACAUGAUUCGUAAAGUUUAUUCGCGUUAUUUAAUUAUUCGACUUUAGUUUGUUUUCUUGAUCGUUGAGUUUUAAGAGAGAGCGCGGGUGAAUGAUGGCUGCAGGUGAGAGCAGCAGUGAGGAGGAGGAGAGCAGAGAGCGGCUUAAAGAGGCGCUGUGGAGUUUCACAUCUCAAACACACCACAUGAACCAAGACGGAGGAAAACACACACACAGCAGGAGCAGACUGAAAGUGUCUGAGCACGAACACGAUGGCAAUGAGCUGAAAACCACACCAGAGUUCCGCUCUCACGUCGCCAAGAAGCUUGGAGCCAUGCUGGACAGUGUGAUCUGUGAGGUGUUCAGCGAGACUCCUGACUGUAAACCUGUGCCAUGUGAAAACACACAGGAUGAAGCUGAUGAUGGUUUCCGACUUUUCUCGACAUCACUUCCUGGUAACUGGAGGGAGGAGCCAAAGCAAACUACACGCUCUGAACGCAGACCUGCACCCAGCUCCAGUGACAGUGACAGUGAGAUGGAGUCGAGGCUGAGGGAAGCGGCUGUGUCCGUAUCAGACCUGCUUCCUUCCUCCACAGAGAGACGACAGGAGGAUGAGAAGACAGAUUCUGGAGCGAGGGAUGAGGAGAGCACUGAACCAAAGAAGAAGAAAAAGAAGAAAAGGAAAGUUGUGAUGGAGAGAGAGGAAGACGAGUUGUUAGCGCAGGGAGACAGAGCUGUGAGUCAGGAACAGAGUGGAGAGAACAUGCUGAAGAAAAAGAAGAAGAAAGGGACUGAGUGAGGGAGUGAAAGAGUGACGGUAAUCUCGGUGUUUCAGUUGUGUUUAUCAUCAGUGGCGGUUCUUUAUAGUGAUUGUUCACUGCAGUUUGUUUUUUUCAUAUUUUAUUUUUUAUAAAUAAAUGUUUUGUUUAUACAAAAGAGAA
This is a messenger RNA of Neoarius graeffei (lesser salmon catfish), 987 nucleotides long. It is a transcript of the gene c10h12orf43, whose product is annotated as chromosome 10 C12orf43 homolog. The record is from RefSeq and is a predicted model, not a curated record. Lineage: Eukaryota; Metazoa; Chordata; Actinopteri; Siluriformes; Ariidae. Bases 159 to 845 code for a protein of 228 amino acids. The transcript is spliced from 6 exons. Gene Ontology annotation, biological process: Wnt signaling pathway; Spemann organizer formation; negative regulation of Wnt signaling pathway.